AGUUCACGUUUCAAACUUGUAUAACAAACACGAUUUAUAUUACCAGCAGUAUAAAUAUACGAGCAAUUGAUUAGGAAGCUUUCAUUACGUGCAGUGAUUAAUGAUAGUUAACUCACAUCAUUUGAAUAAAUAAUUAGUUGUCUAUGAAUUUUUAAUUAAUAAUUAUAAUAUUUGGAUUAAUAAUUAUCGGUUUUGUUGUGUUAAUUGUUGCAAGAGGAUAACAAGAGAUUAGGAAUGAACAAUUAUUAAACAAGUAAUUAUAUACCUAAAUAAUUAUUUGAAGAAAAAGAUACAAAGAAGGUAGAAGUGUGAUUAGUGGAGAAACUAAAGGAGCAGAAUGGAGAAGAACGUGGUUUAUGCUCCACCUUUAAACGACGUACCGAACGUUUCCCUCAGCCAAUAUUUGUUAGACAAGCUUAGGGCGAACGCAAGCCAGAUCCUUCAAAUCGACACUCAAACUGGCCAAGUGUACACGUAUAGAGAUAUUUUGGAAAAAAGUAUAAUUUUGAGUAAUACAUUGAAGGAUUAUGGAGUCAAACUGGAGGACAGAAUUUCGGUGACUAGUGAAAAUCACCCUAAUUAUGUGGUAGCACUGUGUGGAGCUUUGUUUACUGGUGCCACGUUCGCACCGUUAAAUCCAGAUUACACUGAGAGAGAGUUUAGACGCAUGUUGGAACUAUACCAACCCAAAAUAAUUUUCGUUUCCCAAAAAACGGAGGCCUUGCUAUCAAAAAUCGCAGCUACCCUAAACUGGAAUUUGAAGAUCAUCCAAUUGGAGGAUCAGCCACUUAACAAAAACAUAAUAACAGUGAGGCAAAUUUUGGAGAAACAGAAAGACGCAGUCAAUUUUGAACAUUUCGUGCCUCAAUUCAUCGACGAUAAUGCCAGGCGAGUGGCUGCCAUUUUUUGUUCCAGCGGCACUACUGGUUUUCCGAAAGGCGUGAUGCUGUCGCACAAAAAUUUAGUCACGUUCAUUUACAGCUUUAGGACGCCAUCAUUGUUGGAACUUAGAAAUGGGGACCGAACACUGUUGUUCCUUCCACUAUUUCAUGGCUAUGCCGUUGGUAUGAUAAUAACAAGUAUAGACGCGGGUGCAGCCAUUUGCCUUAUGAGGAAAUUCAAUAUGGACGAUUUUCUGGCUACCAUUGAAAAAUAUAAGGUUACUAUGUUGCCAAUCGUACCACCAAUUUUGGUAGCAAUGGCGAAACAUCCUAGGUUGAAGAAUUAUAAUUUUGGGAGUGUCAGAGAAAUUCUUUGCGGGGCUGCACCAUUGCCGAAGGACGUUUCUGACGAUGUCAAAAGGUUAACGGGAAUAAAAUACGUCCGCAACGGUUAUGGAAUGACAGAACUGAGUAUCAUCACAAAUCUAAGUGAGAGAUCGUGCAUUGACGACACUGUAGGCCCAAUAAUGCCCGGAUUCAAAGGUAAAAUAGUGGACACGAUCACAGGCGCCGCUCUACCACCCAGGAAAAUUGGAGAAGUUUGCCUAAAAGGCGACCAAGUUAUGGUGGGAUACUUCAAAAAUCCAAAGGCCACUGCUGACACGAUUGACAAAGAUAAGUGGCUACAUUCUGGGGAUCUAGGAUAUUUUGACGAAAACGGACUGCUCUACAUCACUGGCAGAAUAAAGGAAUUAAUAAAAUACAAAGGGCAUCAGGUGUCGCCAUCGGAAAUAGAAGCUGUGUUGCUAACUCACCCAGGUGUGAAGGACGUCGCGGUGAUUGGCAAGCCUGACUUAGCCGCCGGGGAACUUCCAAUGGCAGUCAUCGUGAGGCAACCUGGGAAAAAUUUAACAGCCAAUGACAUGAUUGAAUUCGCUAAGAAGAGCAUGUCGCCUCAACAGUGGCUAAGAGCUGGAGUCAAAUUCAAAAUGGCAGAAGAAAUGGACGUUCGAACGCAUCUGACGCAAUUCUAUGACGCCAUCGAUAAGCUUCAAGCCAUGAACGUCGAAAUCAACGGCGAUCUGCUCACCGUGAUGAUUUUGAACAGUCUACCGGCUAGUUUCGAGACUUUUCGUAUCGCGAUGCUAUCCAGGGACGAUUUACCCGAUCCCGAUUCUUUGCGUAUAAAAAUCAUCGAAAUAGAUGAUACAAGGAAACAGAAGGAGAAAGAUGACGACAACGGCGCCAUGUUUGCAAGGCAUGGCCCUCCUGGCGGACAAUCGCGAAAACCACACGCCAGUGCUGACACACAGAACAGCACGAACUGUUUCGCGAAGAGGAAGACAGCCUCCCAAAAGGCGAAUGUUGUCGAACAGACACUUAUUGUAGAGUGUUUACAAUCGUCGACGAACAGUGCAUCACCGUCCAAAUGGUGUCUUGACAGUGGCUGCACGUCUCAUCUGUGUAACGAUAAAAAUUUGUUCAUUGAGUCAGAAGAGACAAAUGGUGGACUCAAACUAGCAAGCGAUGCAGUGACGCAAGUAACCGGAAAAGGUUCUGUUCGGUUGUCAGCCUCAAAUGGUGAAGUCGAGCAAUCUUUCAAGCUUAAGGAUACUUUGCUCGUUCCGAGUUUGAGAGUGAAUUUGUUAUCCGUUUCUAAAAUCGUCGAUAAAGAAUCACAACAGGCGUGCGUAGCAGACAAAGUGACUAAAUCUAGUGCGGAAAUAUGGCACGAACGCUUGGGACACUUGAACGCAAAUGACAUGAACCUGAUGAAAAACAAACAAAUCGCGUCCGGUUUGAAUUUUACUGGCGUUGCAAAUAUGCGUGCGUGUGAGAGUGAUGUACUUUCCAGGUUCGUUGAGUUCAAAAACUUUGCGGAGACACAGACAGGACACAAAAUCAAAGCCCUCCAGUCCGACAAUGGCAAGGAAUAUUGUAAUGAAGCUAUGGACAAUGUUCUCAAAAGUUCCGGAAUCCGUCGUCGCUUGACCACGGUGCAUACACCACAACAAAACGGUGUCAACGGUGUAAAAACAGAACGCUAG
Molecule: messenger RNA, 2929 nt
Organism: Ceratina calcarata
Lineage: Eukaryota; Metazoa; Arthropoda; Insecta; Hymenoptera; Apidae
Product: luciferin 4-monooxygenase
Exons: 12
Coding region: 338-2929 (863 amino acids)
Molecular function (GO): nucleic acid binding; CoA-ligase activity
Source: RefSeq, a predicted model, not a curated record